Molecule: messenger RNA, 1806 nt
Organism: Penicillium brevicompactum
Lineage: Eukaryota; Fungi; Ascomycota; Eurotiomycetes; Eurotiales; Aspergillaceae
Exons: 1
Coding region: 1-1806 (601 amino acids)
Molecular function (GO): protein binding
Source: RefSeq, a predicted model, not a curated record
AUGCCUGGGCUUUGUGAUCUUCCAUCAGAGAUCAUCUACCACAUUGCCAUACACCUUCCAACUGCUCAGGCACUGGCAAGUCUCGCCCAGACUUGUCAUCAGCUUCAUCAGGUUGUCACCGCUGAAAAUUCUCGCAUUUUCCAAGCCUUUGUGCAAACCAGAUUUCCUUCAAUUCCAACAAAUUCCUACUGGAAAGAUGCAGCGCAAGCCUUGUCAUCCCGUUCCCGGGCUUUAGACAAAAAUGCCAUUAUCGGGCGUUUUGUGGUGCCCCCCGAAUCAGCCACAAAGAUCGGCUCUCACGAAGUGACUCGUCGAGAUAACCCAACUUUGGGAUACAGGCCUGCAAUUGAUUCCUAUGAGAUUUGGAAUGGACAGAGCUGGGCCGAUAGGAAAGAAGUUCUUGCUUGGGGCGCUGCCAACCAGCUGGUGAUGAGGAUCAAGCAGACUGGCACUCAGCCCCACGAGAAAUGGAUACAAUUCAAUGAUAUCGAUCAUAUAAGUAGCUAUGAUGAUAUUUGUUCCGUGCAUCUCUUGUCGUCAGAGGAGCAAUACCAACAACAUGACACAGAGCAUCUGAUCUUUGGUCGUGUUCGUGGCGAUAUCGCACAAAUCGCCAUCAGUCCCUCAAAAGAGACAUAUGAGUAUCAAAGAAGGUUUUUGACUCACGGGCUCAGACUUGAUAAAACAGAGAUCAGCAAUGACACUGAUCGUACGCUGGCAGCUCAUUUUGAAAACGGCUCUAUCGCACUCUACGACACUGCGACUGAAAGUGCAGACAUUGAGCCUUUUGCCCGGUACAGACCGGAAGGUGUCUCACGCAACAAAUACUCAAAGCUGCUUUCGUCUUCGUUGGUAGCAGUCUGUACUGGGGAGGUGCACGAUACUCUCUCAAUCUCCAAAUUGACACCAGACGGCGUGUCUCCCUACCGAACAAUCGCCGCCGAUGCUCUGGACACCGAUUCAACGAGCCUCAAAUCCAAAGUCAACAUCAGCUGCAUCGAGCCUCUCAACAAGCACGUCCUUUCAGGCUCUCCCGGUGAAGUCUUCCUAACAGCCUGGGAUGAUUACACUGUACGAUUGCAUGACCUCCGAUCCCCAAAGCCUUCCGAGGUCGCCUACAAGGACGUCUCAGAUCUCAACCCCAUCUACAGCCUGCAUGCCUUCGGACACAACCACUUUUUAGCUGGGGCAGGUGGUGAAGCUAUCGUCAAAAUCUUCGAUUUACGCAUGUGCAAUACAUACAAUUACCUCGAUGCUCAAACCCCGAAAUCUCGUCCGCACAAUCCAGAGCUCAAAGACCAGACAGCCAAAACAACAAAUAGAAUAGCUCCUCGAAAUGGCUUCUCCUUGUUCCUAUCAAAUCAACCUCCCCCUCCAUUCGGACAACCCCCAAAUCGCAGACAAUGGGAAGCAUACCGUGGCCCAAUCUACACUAUGUCCACACCUUCCCCCUCCUCGCCAACCGUCUACGCAGGUAUAGUAGACGGCGUCGUCCGUCUAGACCUUGCGUCAACGGACGAUUUAACCGGUCCACGAAAAGAGUGGUUUGAGCAAAAUCUUGACCUACGCGUCAACACGGGCCAGGAAUUCUCGGCGGACUUCAAUACUUCGACACUGAAUCUUGCUGGGUAUGAACGUCCCGAUGAAGAUGAUCUAUCUACCACAUCUGUGCUCAGGCGUCAACGAGAGUUUUGGAAAACUGGUCCUGCGGACGCGGGGCUCGAGUCUGGAACGGGUUGGGACCGCAGGUGGGAGCAUUUGGAGGAGCCUGGUGCUUGGAGACGGCAGGAUGAGCUCGUGCAUUGA